UCCGGAAGCCCCAGUUUCACCCAGCGGUGGGGACCCAGAAAAAGAGUUUUCCUGCGCCACUCUCCAGGCGGAGUGGGGAGGUUAAUCCGAUUAAGUGAGCCACCGGGGUCCUGGAGCGGGCCGGGCAGCCCGGUGGGCGGAGACGCCUGUGCGGGCGGGAUCCUGCCCAGGUCUGGGGUCAAGGUCCUGCCCCGGCGCCAGCACGCAGCCAUGGGAUCCACGCAGAGGAGUGCUCGCAGGCCCAGGGGACGCGCCUCGGCCACCGCCAGGGACUCCACGCUGCUUCUCCUCCUUGUAUGUUGGCUUCUGCAGACCUGUGAGCCGAAAUCACCCAACGCCUCCAAGCCAAACAUCCUGCUGAUCUUGGCAGAUGAUCUGGGCAUCGGGGAUGUUGGUUGCUAUGGGAACCAUACACUGAGGACCCCCAAUAUUGACCGGCUGGCGGAGGAGGGCGUGAGACUCACCCAGCACCUGGCGGCCGCCCCGCUCUGCACCCCGAGCAGAGCCGCCUUUCUCACCGGGAGAUACGCCCUCCGAUCAGGAAUGGACAACGAUGAGUACCGGGUCCUCUACUGGAACGCGGGCUCCGGCGGGCUUCCUGCCAACGAAACCACUUUUGCGAAAAUCCUAAAGCAGCAAGGCUAUGCCACCGGCCUCGUGGGAAAGUGGCACCAGGGCGUGAGCUGCGCAUCCCGCGGAGACCACUGCCACCACCCGCUGAGCCACGGCUUCGACUACUUCUACGGCCUGCCCUUCACCCUGAUCAACGACUGCGACCCCGACAAGCCCCCCGACCUGUGGGUCAGCGUGGCGGCCCGGUGCAGCCGCUACACCCGCAUCCUGGCUCUGGGCGUCCUGACGCUUGCCGCCGCCAAGCUCAGCGGCCUCCUCUCGGUUCCCUGGACAGUGGUCGGGGGCGCGGCCGGCCUCGUCUUCCUCUUCUUCAUCACCUGGUUCUCCAGCUGCGGGUUCGUGCGUCGCUGGAACUGCGUGCUCAUGCGGAACCACCAGGUCACCGAGCAGCCCAUGGAUGUGGAGAGCACCACCCGUCGGAUGCUGCAGGAAGCCACCGCCUACAUCCAAAGAAACAAGGACAGGCCCUUUCUGCUCUUUGUGUCCCUGCUGCACGUCCACACUCCCCUGGUGACCUCGGAAGCCUUCCUCGGGAGAAGCCGCCACGGUUUAUACGGAGACAACGUGGAGGAGAUGGACUGGUUUGUAGGUAACGUCCUCCGUGCCCUUGACGAGAACGGCCUGAAGAACUCCACGCUCACCUAUUUCGCCUCCGAUCAUGGGGGGUUGCUGGAGGCCACAGGAGAACACCAGCAGCUGGCGGGGUACAAUGGGAUCUAUAGAGGCGGCAAAGGCAUGGGCGGCUGGGAAGGGGGCAUCCGUGUCCCCGGGAUCUUCCGGUGGCCCGGGGUGCUGCCCGCCGGCCGUGUGAUCCAGGAGCCCACCAGCCUGAUGGACGUGUUCCCCACCGUGGUCCAGCUGGGGGGCGGCCAGGUGCCCCAGGACAGGGUGAUUGACGGCCGCAGCCUGGUUCCGCUGCUGCGAGGAGAUGUGGAGCACUCUGAGCACGAGUUCCUCUUCCACUACUGCGGGCAGUUCCUGCACGCGGCCCGCUGGCACCACAGGGAGAGUGGGAGGCUCUGGAAGGUCCACUACAUGACACCGAGGUUCCAGCCCGCGGGCUCCGGCGCCUGCGGGGACCAGCAUCUGUGCCCCUGCUCGGGGGACGGCGUCACCCAGCACAGCCCGCCCCUGCUCUUCGACCUCUCCAGCGACCCUUCCGAGUCCCGGCCACUGUCCCCCGACUCGGAGCCGCUGUUCCACACCGUGGUCCAGCGCGUGGGCGAGGCCGUGGCCCGGCACCGGGGGACCCUGCGCCCUGUCCCGCAGCAGCUGACCCUGGGCAACGUCCUGUGGAAGCCGUGGCUGCAGCCCUGCUGCGGCACCUUCCCCUUCUGCUCCUGCAGAAGCGACGACGGGGACAGCUCCUCCCAAGAGCCAGCGCCAUGAGAAGGUGUCCCAGGGCGACCAGGGGACAGCGUCUCCAAGGAGACCCCUCCCUCAGUUCCCUCCUUGAGGACCCUGUGGCAGCCGGGAGUGGGUCACUGAGCCAUCUUGCUCUGAGAGGAUUCCAGGGACCACCCCUCUCCUGACCCUGGGGUCUCACAGGGGCUGACCUCCUGUCCCCUCAGCUGCCAGUCACCACAGAGCCACCCUGAGUACACCCAGCCUGAGCACAGGCCAGGCAAAAGGGUCUGCACCCAGUCCACUUUGGUUGGCCACGUGAAGAUCCUGUUCUGUGCUUAGGAAUCAGUGAUUGCUGAGGAUUGACCCUCAUGGCCACCUCUUGGGGUCACUGUCUUGGUACCCUUGCUGUGUGACUUAGAAAUUGCCUCCAGGCUAUCCACAAAAGUCCCAGAGAAUAAGAAAACUUUCAACAAGUUUGCAGGAUAUCGCCUUCCAGGAAAUGGGAGGCCCAACUUCCUGCUGUACUGCCCUAACUAUGGGAGAGUGGGCCUCAUGGUGUCAGGAGGGUUGCUGCAGCUCUGGCCCUCCCAUACCCAAUCCAAGCAAUAGGAUAGAGCCAGAACUAAGAGGCCUCCUCUCCUCCGGGUCUGUCCCUGUGAAGGAUAAUUAUCACAGAACCCACAACUUUUGGCCUUCAGCUCUCUGUAGAGAGAACCGGAAAUUGAGAAAUACCUGGCUCUCAUGAAGCGAGAGUAAGUCUCUGUGGCAUAGAAAUGAGAACAGCUUCCUUGAGUGGGCCGAGGUUUUUGAUGUAUCACUAAAACUGCCAGAAGAAACACCCUUUAUCUCAUCCUGCUGGGAAGCACACACAAAUACCAGUACGUGCUAUUAGCAAGUGAUCAUGCAUUCCUAUUCUGUCUCUAGCCUCCAACUUGAAGGUGGACCCAACCAAGGAGCCACUGUGAUACCCAGCCCUGGAAGCUUCUGUCCUCCAGAGAUCAGGGGGGCAGAGUGUCUCCCUGGGCGAGGGUCCCAGACAAGGGCUGAGGGUUCUGCUAACCAGGCAGCUGACCCUCCCUGCCCUGCCUCUUAAAGUCCUUGGAGGGAAAUGAAUUAUAGGUAGAGGUUUUUGUUGUGGUUUAGAUCCAGAAUGUUCUUCAAAGGCUCUUGUGUUGGAAGUGUGGUCGCCAGGGCAAGAGUGCAGAGGUAGGCUUUGAGGAGGUGGUUGGAUCUCGAGAGCUCUGAGCUCAUCAGUGGGUUAGUCCAUUGAGGGCUGAACAGGCGACUGGGAGGUGGUAGGACAUGGAGCCUACUUGGAGGAAAUGCUUCCUUGGGGGUGUGGCCUUGGGGACUAUAUCCUGUCCCUGGCUUUUCUUCCCCCCUCUCUCCUUCCUGCUGCCCUGUCCUAAGCUGAGUUCCUCCUCCACACCCUUCCGCCAUGAUGGUCUGCCUUACUUCACACCCAGAGCCCUGAGCCAGCCAACUACGGACAGAGAUCUGUGAAACUGUGAACCAAAGUAAAUCUAAGUUGCUUGGCUCAGGUAUUUUGUCACAGCAACAAAGAACUGAAGAACGCAUUAUUCUUGUGCCUGACCCCUUCUCUCUCCAACCCCUGGCUUCCUGGCUGCCCUGUCCUGAGCUGCUCUCCUCUUCCAGGCCGUUCCGCCAUUUUGUUCUGUUCCCUUUGGGCCAGGGCCAUGCAGUCGGCCAACCAUGGACCAAAACUCGGACACCAGGAGCCAAAAUAAACCUUUCUUCCUCUCAA
Ictidomys tridecemlineatus (thirteen-lined ground squirrel) is the source of this 3745-nucleotide messenger RNA. Lineage: Eukaryota; Metazoa; Chordata; Mammalia; Rodentia; Sciuridae. The record is from RefSeq and is a predicted model, not a curated record.